AUGCAACCGAUAUGAAACAAGCCACUAUUUUUCCCGUUAUUUUUUUUCUCUUCAUGAUGAAUAUUUUGUACAUGUAAGUUUCUGUGGCACUGCAGAACUCAACUUGAAUUAACAAGAGUACACCAGUCAACACGACAUAAUUUUACUCUUUUUAAUGAGAUGAUAAAACGUCCACAGAGACUGGUGACGAGUGCUGCCCACUGGUUGCUUUCUGAGCGUGUCAGAUGCAGCCCACACACGUUCUAUGUCUCGUAAGUAUUACCAACGGUAACAAACGAGGAUAUUUCAAGAACAACCAGACAAGUAAUUUUAAAUAAGUCAUCAACCAGUUGCCAUGGCUUCGGGUGGGGUCCCGAUUGGUGGGGUUCCGACUGGGACCUCCUACUGGCCCAGCAGGGUGGAGCUGACCAUCUCCUGCGAGAACCUCAUGGACAUGGAUGUCUUCUCAAAGUCUGAUCCCUUGUGUGCCUUGUAUAUUAACUCCUCAGACUCACGUUGGCACGAGUUAGGGCGCACUGAGAUGAUCCUGAACUGCUUGAAUCCAAGGUUCGCAAAGAAGUUUGUCAUCGACUAUUAUUUCGAGACAGUGCAGAGGGUCAAGUUUUGCGUGUAUGACAUAGACAACGACACCUACGACCUGGAAGAUGAUGAUUUUCUCGGGGAGCUCGAAUGCACUCUUGGCCAGAUUGUUUCUAACAAGCAGAUGACUCGACCGUUAAUGUUGAAGGAUGGGAGGCUUGCAGGUCGUGGUACUAUCACGAUCUCCGCUGAGGAAAUAUCAGACACCAGGGUAGCAAACUUUGAGGUGUCCGCAUGCAGGCUUGAUAAAAAGUUUUUUUGGUGGUCAGACCCCUUUCUGGAAUUCUACAAGCAGACAGGCACUGGAUGGCAGCUGGCUCACAGGACAGAGGUGAUAAAUAACAACCUCAACCCUACGUGGAGACCCUUCCGCAUCUCUUUGCGAUCUCUCUGUGGAGGAAAUGCCGAAACAACUAUAAAGGUUGACUGUUAUGACCAUCAUGUUAGUGGCUCCCACAGGCUCAUUGGAAGUUUUAAAACCACCCUUGCCGAGAUGCAAACCGCAACGCACGUCUCCCCUGUUGAGUUCGGUUGCAUUAACCCAAAGAAGCUAAAGAAGAAAGACUAUCAAAACUCUGGGGUCAUUUACAUAAAGCGCUGUCAGGUGGAGAAAGAAUACACCUUCCUGGAUUAUAUCAUGGGAGGUUGCCAACUGAACUUCACCAUUGCCAUUGAUUUCACUGGUUCGAAUGGUGAUCCCAAUUUACCCACUUCCCUCCACUAUAUCAACCCCGAGGGCUAUAAUGAAUACCUGUCUGCAAUCUGGGCAGUGGGCAAUGUGAUCCAGGACUAUGACAGUCACAAGAAGUUCCCAGUUUUUGGGUUUGGAGCCCAGAUCCCUUCAGCGUGGAAGGUUUCCCAUGAGUUCCCGGUCAAUUUUAAUCCAUCAAAUCCAUACUGCGAUGGCAUUGAGGGUGUGGUGCGUGCGUAUCAGCAGUGUCUGCCCCAAUUGAAGCUUUGGGGCCCAACCAACUUCUCCCCAAUUAUCAACCAUGUCGCCCGUUUUGCCAGACAAGGUCUUUACCAGAAUAAAGCUGCACAAUACUUUGUGCUUCUCAUCAUCACGGACGGCGUGAUCACAGACAUGGAUUUGACGCGCACGGCAAUCGUCGAGGCUUCUCGCCUGCCCAUGUCCAUCAUCAUAGUGGGUGUCGGAGGCGCAGACUUCCGCGAAAUGGAGUUCCUUGACAGCGAUGACAAACCGCUGCUUUCACCCAGUGGGGAAGCCGCUGCACGGGACAUAGUCCAGUUUGUGCCUUUCAGAAGUUUCUGCGGAAACAGUGUGGCACUUACACACAGUGUCCUAGCAGAACUGCCUGAACAAGUGUCGUCCUUCUUCAAUUCUUACAAGUUGAAACCUCCGAACAUAAACAGUGAAUGGCACCGCCCACGACACACCAGCAAUAGCAGCUGGACCCUUCUCCACACCAGCCUUCCCUUCAGUGCUGCACUGCGACUGUCUCUGUCAGGUCUUGCGUAUGUCAAUCCUUUAGCUGGGAUGGCAGCAGUUGGAACUCCCCGUCCUGGGGUCCCCGACUGUGUGACCAGGGUGGCCCUGAACCUCUCCUGUCAGAAUCUGAUUGACAUGGAUGUCCUCUCCAAGUCUGACCCACUGUGUGUGUUUUACAUGAGCACAUCUGGAACAAGUUGGGUGGAGGUUGGUCGGACGGAGAGAAUCAUGAACUGCCUCAACCCCAAAUUUUCCAAGGAAUUUGUCAUUGACUACCACUUUGAGACAGUGCAGAACUUGAAGUUUGAGGUGUUCGACAUUGACGACAAUGUCGGCUGCAGUCUGCAAGACGCUGACUUCUUGGGGGAACUGGUGUGCACGUUGGGACAGGUUGUGUCUUCAAGGACUCUAACAAAACCACUUGUCAUGAAGGACAAGAGGCCUGCAGGAGCUGGAACAAUUACUAUACAUGCAGAAGAAAGAACGGACAACAGAGUGAUGCGAUUUGAAGUUGCAGGUAGACAACUGGACAAACAGAGUUUUUUUGGCAAGUCUGACCCAUUCUUGGAAUUCUACAAGGAGACAGCAACGGGAUGGCUGUUAGCUCACAGGACAGAGGUGAUAAAAUACAACCUGAACCCAGUAUGGAGACCGUUCCAAAUCCCGAUUCAGGCACUCUGUGGAGGUGAUGUGGAGAAAUCUAUAAGGGUCGAUUGCCACGACUACAGGAGCAAUGGCUCACAUAACUUAAUCGGAUCCUUUCAGACCACACUGAGCCAAAUACAGCAGGCAUCGCAAACUUACGCGGCUGAGUUUGAAUGCAUCAAUAGGAAGAAGAAGCAGCGCAAGAAGAGCUACAAAAACUCUGGCAUUAUCGUCAUCAAACAGUGCAAGAUCGUCAAGGAGUACACUUUCCUUGAUUACAUCUUUGGCAGCUGUCAGAUUAACUUCACCAUCGCCAUUGACUUCACAGCCUCCAAUGGGGAUCCCAAAACUCCACAGUCCCUUCAUUACAUCCACCCCCACGGCUAUAAUGAAUACCUUUCGGCGAUCACGGCAGUUGGUAAUGUCAUCCAAGACUAUGACAGUGACAAAAUGUUCCCCGUGUUGGGCUUCGGAGCUCAGAUCCCUCCGAUGUGGCAGGUCAACCACGAGUUUGCUGUCAACUUCAACCCUUCGAAUCCAUUUUGUGAAGGCAUUGCAGGGGUUGUGCAAGCCUACCAGCAGUGUUUGCCGCAGGUGAAGCUCUACGGCCCAACAAACUUCUCCCCGAUCAUCAACCACGUUGCCCAUUUUGGCCAACAAGCCUUACAGCAGCAUCGUGCCUCCCAAUACUUUGUACUGCUCAUCAUCACUGAUGGCGUGAUCACGGACAUGGAUCAGACUCGCGACGCCAUCGUCAAAGCCUCGCGUCUGCCCAUGUCGGUUAUUAUCGUGGGAGUGGGCAGGGCCGACUUCAGCGCCAUGGAGUUCUUGGAUGGAGAUGAUGGACUUUUGCGCUCGGCUGCAGGCGAGGCUGCCAUGAGAGAUAUUGUCCAGUUUGUUCCAUUUAGACAGUUCCAAAAUGCAGGAGCUGCUGCCCUUGCCCAAAGCGUAUUGGCUGAAUUACCUGACCAAGUGGCCUCUUUUUUCAACUUAUUAGACCUGAAGCCCCCCAGUGACCCCAGUCCUGCUUAGAAUUGU
Molecule: messenger RNA, 3712 nt
Organism: Hippocampus comes (tiger tail seahorse)
Lineage: Eukaryota; Metazoa; Chordata; Actinopteri; Syngnathiformes; Syngnathidae
Exons: 32
Coding region: 335-3706 (1123 amino acids)
Biological process (GO): ERBB2 signaling pathway; cellular response to calcium ion
Cellular component (GO): plasma membrane
Molecular function (GO): calcium-dependent phospholipid binding; receptor tyrosine kinase binding
Source: RefSeq, a predicted model, not a curated record